Messenger RNA from Hibiscus syriacus, 967 nucleotides. RefSeq names its product abscisic acid receptor PYL4-like. Gene Ontology annotation, cellular component: nucleus; cytoplasm. The transcript has a single exon. Gene Ontology annotation, biological process: abscisic acid-activated signaling pathway. The record is from RefSeq and is a predicted model, not a curated record. The coding region runs from base 157 to 819 and encodes 220 amino acids. NCBI's taxonomy places the organism in Eukaryota, Viridiplantae, Streptophyta, Magnoliopsida, Malvales, Malvaceae. Gene Ontology annotation, molecular function: abscisic acid binding; protein phosphatase inhibitor activity; signaling receptor activity.
UACCCACCACCCAUCCACCUCUCUCUCCCUCAUUUAACAUCGUCAUCCUCUGCAAAAACCACCUCUUCCCAGUUGGAAAGCGACUAACCCAUCACCUUCCCCAUUUCUCCAUAUAUAUCUUUCUUCUCCUUGUGCCAGCCAAAUAGAAGAAUUAAAAUGCCUGCGGAUCCUUCAAAUUCAUCUCUCUUGCUCCACAGAAUCACUAGUAACACGGCGGCGGCGACAUAUAACUCCACCGCCCCGGCAAUACCUUCUGCCAAUGAUCAUUCCUUCAUGCUUUGCCAAAAACGGUAUCCUUUAGCCUGCACUAUGCCCGUCCCCGACAUCGUCGCUCGCCACCACACCCAUCUCAUCGGUCCCAAUCAGUGCUGCUCCGCCGUCGUUCAGCAGAUCGCCGCUCCGGUCUCCACCGUAUGGUCUGUUGUCCGCCGCUUCGAUAAUCCCCAGGCUUACAAGCACUUCGUCAAGAGCUGUCACGUCAUCGACGGGGACGGUGAAGUUGGUACCCUUCGUGAAGUCAACGUCAUCUCGGGACUCCCCGCGGCGAGAAGUACCGAGCGCCUCGAGAUCCUCGACGACGAGCGUCACGUUCUCAGCUUCAGCGUCGUGGGUGGAGACCAUAGGCUGGCUAACUACAGGUCGGUGACGACCCUCCACGCUUCGGCUACGGAGAACGGAACGGUGGUCGUGGAAUCGUACGUGGUGGACGUACCGCCGGGGAACACCAAAGAGGACACGUGUGGGUUCGUCGACACUAUCGUUCGGUGCAACCUGCAGUCACUGGCUCAGAUCGCCGAGAAUCUAGCCAGGCGCAAAUAGCAAAUCAACGUAGAACAAUUCAUUUUCGUGAGUAGAUUCACAAGCCUCCAUCAAGAUAGAUUAAAUCUCUACCUCUUUCUCUAAUGCAUGUUCUUUUUUUCCCCCAAAACGGAUAAUCUUUAGUGAUACGCCGUCGAUUUUGUGAGUA